Stomoxys calcitrans (stable fly) is the source of this 5477-nucleotide messenger RNA. RefSeq lists its product as uncharacterized. NCBI's taxonomy places the organism in Eukaryota, Metazoa, Arthropoda, Insecta, Diptera, Muscidae. The record is from RefSeq and is a predicted model, not a curated record. Bases 109 to 4764 code for a protein of 1551 amino acids. The transcript is spliced from 7 exons.
UCGACAUAAGAUCCCUAUUUUUUUCUUCUGGCAGCGUAAAAAAGAACAAAACGGGGCAAAGAUUUUAUUUUAUUCAAGUUUAGUUAAAUUCCUCAUUUGCCAAUCAAUAUGGAAUGUGUAAAUGAACCAGAAGAAGGGGAAAUUAUUGAUGACUAUGAGCUUAUUUCCUCCGAUGAGGAGGCUGGCAUGAGGCAACGUAUAAGAGAGCUCGAGGAAAAAAAUGCUGAGAUUGAAUGUAUAAGCCUGAUAUCUCGAAGUUAUGAUAUUGAUCGGGCAGCCCGCAUUCCCACAGACGUCUCUUCCAUAUCUUCGACAGAAUUUAAGACACCCAGAAAACAUAGACGCCAUAAUAGAAACAAAGAACAUAAAAAGAAAUCCUGCCACCACCAUCAUAAUCAUCGACAUGAGAAAAAGAUAACGCGCAACCGUAAAACGCGAUGCAAACGAAGAGAAAAGCAAAAACAUGAUAAAUAUGCCUACAAAGAAUUUGGAGACAAAUUGGCCUUGGAAUCCCCGGAUUCCUUGGAUGAGUCCAGCUUAUCUUCCUCUUCGCUGACGGACAAUGAGUUGUCCACACGCUUUGCAUAUGCAAGUAAUCUAAGGGGGGAGAAUGGUUAUCAUCAUCACCAUAAUUCUGAUAUGCGGGACACAUUGCGUUUAGCUGUAUCAAGGCAUAGAAAAAAUUCUGUUGGACAGCUAAAUCCAAAGAACGGCUUGAAAGAGAAAUUGUUUACAGGCAGUCGGUUUAGUGCACCAAAUGCUGGUGAAAAUAUCAUCAAUGACGAUGAUGACAUUAGAUUUGUAGACAUUGAUGAUGAUGACGAUGAUGCUGUGGAGAUUUGUGAGCCCGUGAAUGACAUACAUAUUGUACCUGAUGAGUCUUCGGACUCUUUGGAGGAAAAAGAACUGCGCCUUAUAGCCUUGAAGUCGGCUAUGUUAAAAAAACAUAUGGAACGUAAGAGGCGUAAUGCCGAAGCUGCUUAUUCGCCCACAGAUUUUGAUGAAAUGUUGCCACACGAUGAUAAAUUGGCCGACAUUGAUGUUAUUGACUUGGAGGAGGACGAUUCUCAAAUUGCUUGCGGAACAGCAAGCCCCAUAGCUUCACCUCAACUAAUGCUAUUGGAGGGCCAAGAUGAUAGUACUCAAAUGGUCGACUGUAAGCCCAUAGAUAUGGACAUAGCUAACAGUGAUAGUGAGGGUGCUUCUGGAAAUCUAUGGAGUACCAUGGAUAUUCCUCCCCACACAAUACCUUUUCCUGCCUAUCCCCCCAAAGAUAUGAGUAAUACCUAUUCGUAUGGCCCUGUGGGUGAUCUGUAUAUAAAUGAGUUUCCCAUGAAUGCCAUAAAUCCACCACCACCGGGUGUAGAUGAUUAUGAGGAGCUUAAGAAGCCCACGGUUGAUUAUCAAAAGUUUCCGGAAACGGAAAUGCAAGAUAUGGAGGUGGAAAGUGAAUUUGAACCAAUUGUAUCAUACCCUUGCAGCGGCUCUGAGAGAGCAGUGUCUGGUACAUUGCAAGAAUUAAAUGUAAAUUCCAAUGGUGCAUCAUUACAUUCCAAUCCUGCUAAUGAAGACGACUUGCAGGAGGAGGAGGAAGAGCUUGCUCUGAGAGCAUUAUUAUUAGCCAAAUUUCAAUCACCCAAAAAUCAAAAGAAAUUCUCAGUGGCCGAAACAAAAGAGAAUACCUCAAAAACUUUAAAGCCGAAUGGCAUGGAAAAGAAUUCGAAAAUUAUCAAACCCACGGAAGCCAUUCUAAAAGAGGCUGUAAAACGUCUGCAAAUACAUUCACAACAAGAAAGCCAACAAGAAGCAUUUAACAGUACUAACUUUACAACCACAACAACACGAGAGCAUGAGGCCAAAAAUAACAACGUCAAGAAAGAAGUUGAUUUUAUCGCCGAUAUACCUUUACCUUGGAAUCAGCCCUUCUAUGCCGUUAAAGAGGAAAAAGAUUUUCAAAAUAUUCCAUUACCUUGGGGGGACCAAAAGAGCCAGGAAAUUAAAGCACCCAAUGAAGCUGCCAAAGAGUUUUCCUCUGUAGCCUUGGCAAGCUUACAAAGAAAGGCACAACAGCUUAAGUGUCACAAUGAAAUGGGGGAAGUGAAACCAGCUCCUCAAACUAUUGACAACACCAGCCUUCAUUGCCAUGCGACAUGUAAUAGCAAUCAGUUGCAAAAUUUGGACGAAGAUAGUAGGAGACGACUGCAAAAACUCAAAGAAGAAAUAUUAUCAGCUACAAGAAUGAACGACUUCAAGCCUGAAGAUCAUGAUAUUAGUCAGCAAAUGAAGCAUGAACAUUCCAAUUCUGUGAGUCGUACAAAUACCCCUGUAAAUGAGGUGGAGGAUACAAACUGUAGCACUCAGGUUCCGGAUCAAAUACCAGAGAAAUGUGUGAAUGAUUUGGAAAAUCAUUCUUCUACCAAUGUGAAAGCAAAGGAUUAUGAUCAGCCUUUCUCAGAAACGUCUAAUUCGUUGCUGGUUCAGGCUGACAAUAGUUUGAACACUUUAAAGACAAAAACACACAGUUCAGUCUCCAACAACGUAGAACAAGUGGAAGUAGCCAAACCAGACAAAACAGCUCUUAAGGAGAAUAAUGUCAACAGCGGAAACAAAAAGACUCAAAAGGCCACUGCAGAGAUAUCAGCCAAUAACAAUAAAACCUCUCAAGCUGCUAACAAAAAGAUUACAAAGGUCCAACCUACAAAAACAGCUACUGUGAUGAAAAUUAAAGAAACCAAAACAACCCAAAAUCAGAAAACCCAUGCAACUGCUAGCAUUUCUUUGCCUCUUAUAACAGUUACAACUUCUAAUGGUAGUAGCCUAACAAAAACCGCGACAUUGCCCACGUAUUCCGUCAUGAGAACAACAAAAAUUGUAAAGCCCAAUAAAGUUAUAAAUCGCAAUAUUGAAAAGAGGAAGGUGGUGUUGGUUAAGUCAGACCCUAAUCAAACUUCACUGACCCCACCAACAAAGAUACAAAAACUGGAUACUCCAAUCAGCAAUGCUAUAGCACAAAAUAACAAAUCCAUAGACACUUCGCGUCUGAUUACUUCCAUGGAUCAGGUGAAGCAUAUGUGCAACGUUGCUCAACUGGUGAUUAGUGUACAAAAUUCGUCCAAUGAAUCUAGCGAUGAGGAGUGGCUCAACUGUGAUGCUAUGUAUAGGCCUUUAUCCGAGUACAAUGACAUUGCAAGUCCUUUAAGUUUGAAUAUGGAGGAAAGUCCUUGUCUUACACCCAGAUCAAAGUCGCCAAUUAAUAUUGCUGCGGCUACAAAUAAGGAAAUGGAUGAGAGUAUGAGGAAAAAGCAUUCACCGGUGAUGGCCCCGGAGAAAAUUAUGACACCCGCAACACCAGUUACUGUUCAAAUGGAAAAGACUGCUCAAAUUAGCACUCUUAAUACACCAGUUGCUGUGCGUCAUUUGCCAGCCUCGGUCCAGGAUGAAUAUCGAAAGUUGGUUCAUCGUAUGAAAAUGCUAGAAAAUCAAAGACACAAAAAAGAAUCAUUAGUUUCGGAGGAAUCUAAGUCGCAGGCAGCAACAUCAGCUCAGUUGGAUUCGAAAACAGAAAGUGAAGCUCCUUCGACAGCUAGCAACAGAUCUAGUCUGGUAAAGAAAGUGCUUUUACGCAAUACCAAUAAGCCUAGCAGUAGUAGUAACACGCCCGAAGAAAUGGAUAAAAGUUCCAAUGAAGCCCCUGUUCCAACUAGAGCUCACAAAGCGAAUGUACUACGCAACUAUGAGAGUUUAUAUGCUAAAAUCGGAUCGGGUAUUGUUAAUCAUCUGGAUAAAUCGUUACAUUUGGUUGAGGAGGCCAAAAAAGCCAAAGUGAAAAAGCUCAAACUAGAAGAACGACUGAAAGAACUCAAGGCUGAAAUGGAUUUAUUACAAACACAACAUAAAGAAGAAGAGAAGAAGAUGUCGCACAUUUAUCCCAGUAUAUGUAGCACAAAUGAAGUCAUAACAUCACUAAAACAAAAACGUUCCAAAAUCUUGAAAGCGGCCAUAGGAUUGGGAAAAUCUCUCAAGGGCGAUGACUAUAGAUUAAAUAAUGAUCUAAAACAGAAUAUAAUGAGCAAAACCAAACUGUUAGCAGCUAAAAUUAAAUUGGUAAACUCGCUAAAGGCUGCCAACAUUAGUAAACUAGUGGAAGAUGAUGAUCAUGGUGACAAUGAUGCAAAUGUACCCAGUAAAAAAGUGGAAGUGCAUAUAAAUACUGAGGCAAAUAGUUUGAAAGGUGUUGAGGAAGAGCUAAAGGUUAAACAAGCCGUCGAAGAAAAUCCACCUUUGCCGCAACCUGUGGACAGUGAUAAAAGCAAACGGGAAGAGCCCAAUUUGGAAGAUAUAAAAAAAGAAGGCGCUAACACAGAAGUGCGUUCUCUCACAAAGACAUCAACAACAUUACAGGAUGCGACGACUAUUGCUCUAACGCCUGAGGCCCCAUCUAAUGAAAAUGACAUAGGAAGAGAGAGAGAUGAGGAUAAAACAGCAGUGCUAGAGAUUGAAAAUUCUAAAACUCUCAAAGAGCAAAUUGAGGCCGAAGGGAAUAUGCAAGAAAUGGCCAACGAGAAGGAAACUCUCAGCAAGCUGUUGCCUUCGUAUAUUUCGCCCUUGGAACACUUGCGUUGCAACAAUGAUGGUAUCAAGGAUCCCAAUGGCGUUAUUUGUCCCUAUGAUCUCAUGGGUAAUUGUGAAGAUGUCAAUUGUAAAUAUGUUCAUAUAUCUCAGCAGGUGGAAAGUAAUAAAAUAAGUGAAGGUGAGCCAUCCUGAAGGGAUGAAUGCUCUUUGGGUCUAACGCAAAAGGUGAACAUUUGGGUAAGUUAUAACUAUAACCAUGAACUUUACCUAUAACCUGUAAGCAUUUUUAAAGCAAAUCCAAAAACUAAGGCUUUUUAUUGCCACUCCCACAAAAAACACAUAUAUCCUCUCAAGAACUGAACUGAAUACAAAACAAAUGCAAAUAUCAUCGUUUUUUACAAAAUCAGUGUCUUCUGUUAGUUCAUGCUAGUUUUUAGUUACACUGUUUUCUUUUUUUUUAUAUUUUUGUAUAUUUAUUGCAAAUUGAAAUUAUUUUUCCUCCCCUUUUAAUUAUUGUUUGUUACACUUGUUGAUCAUACCUCUAUUCCUCUGAAUAUCCCCUAUAUAAAAAAAAACAAAAAAAACCUAAGGUGCCAUUUGAAAAAGAGAAUUAUUACAUAUAUUGUGUUAUUUUAUCCUUCAUCCUUGUUAUGCAUAUUAUUGCCAUUGAUCCUCCCCAUCUACUAUUCGCUCUCCCUGUUAACAGCAAGACACUUGAUUUUCUCUAUACAAUAUACAAACUAAAACUAAAGAAAGGAAAGAAAAUGAGAUAUUUAUAUAUAUACAAAACAACAAAAAAAAAAAACGAAAGGUUUUACUAUUUUGUAAUGUUAUGUUAAGAAAAAAUAUAAAAAAAAUCCAAAAAAAAAAAACGUAUAGUUGAGAUUUUCCCCUGGUCCAAAACA